AUGACACCUGGAGAACUAGCCCUUGCAAGUGGCAACCACACUCCAGUUACCCAGUUCACCUUGUUGGGAUUCUCCAGUUAUCCAGAUCUCCAGGAGCUUCUAUUUGUAACCUUCCUGCUCAUUUAUGCCAUCACGGUGAUGGGCAACCUGGGAAUGAUGGCACUCAUCUCCACGGACUCCCGUCUCCAUAGUCCCAUGUAUUUCUUCCUCAGUGUCCUCUCUUUUCUUGAUCUUUGUUACUCUUCUGUGGUCACACCCAAGCUCUUAGCCAACUUCCUGGCCUCUGACAAGACCAUCUCUUCCGAGGGCUGUGUGAUCCAGCCAACCUUCUUUGUGGUGCAUGGGACAGCUGAGAGCUUCCUGCUGGCCUCCAUGGCCUAUGCCCGCUUCGCGGCCAUCUGCCAACCCCUCCAUUACAGUUCAGUCAUGACCAAAGAGACCUGUCUCCAGCUGGUAGCUGCUUCCUAUGCAUUUGGUGGCACCAACUCUGCUAUCCAGACUGGGAAUGUUGCUCUGCCUUUCUGUGGGCCCAACCAGGUGACACACUACUUCUGUGACAUCCCUCCCCUUCUCCACCAGGCUUGUGCCAACACAGCCACAGCAGGAGUGGUCCUCUCUAUCUUCUCCGCUCUGGUUACCCUUCUGCCUGCUGCAGUCAUCCUCACCUCCUACAGCUUGGUCUUGGUGGCCAUUGGGAGGAUGCGCUCAGCAGCUGGGCGGGAGAAGGCCCUCUCCACAUGUGCCUCCCACUUGCUGGCCAUUGCCAUUUUCUAUGGCACUGUGGUUUUCACCUAUGUCCAGCCUCACGGAUCCACUAAUGAUACCAAUGACCAAAUAGUGUCCGUGUUCUACACCAUCAUAAUUCCCAUGCUCAACCCCUUCAUCUAUAGCUUCCGCAACAAGGAGGUGAAGGACGCGGUGCAGAGGAAGCUCCGGGUCAGUAUCUCUCCCUGCUGA
Molecule: messenger RNA, 957 nt
Organism: Neomonachus schauinslandi (Hawaiian monk seal)
Lineage: Eukaryota; Metazoa; Chordata; Mammalia; Carnivora; Phocidae
Product: olfactory receptor 1052-like
Biological process (GO): sensory perception of smell; G protein-coupled receptor signaling pathway
Cellular component (GO): membrane
Molecular function (GO): olfactory receptor activity; odorant binding; G protein-coupled receptor activity
Source: RefSeq, a predicted model, not a curated record